Phalaenopsis equestris is the source of this 2242-nucleotide messenger RNA. Its product is annotated as gibberellin 2-beta-dioxygenase 2-like. The transcript has 3 exons. The record is from RefSeq and is a predicted model, not a curated record. NCBI's taxonomy places the organism in Eukaryota, Viridiplantae, Streptophyta, Magnoliopsida, Asparagales, Orchidaceae. The coding region runs from base 342 to 1430 and encodes 362 amino acids. Gene Ontology annotation, biological process: response to light stimulus; gibberellin catabolic process.
GUGAAUGGCAGGCAUAAAGUUGGAAUAGGAGGGGGAUCUGAAACCGGAAUCUUUGCCAACUUCAAAGAUUUUAUCAACAAAACUAACUGGCACCAAGCAUAGAAUAGUAUUUAAAGUCACAAUAUAUCAACACCAAUCAUAACUAAUUAAACAAUACCCCCUAAAAAAAUACACAUACAAAGCGGUCAACUUGACGGUCUCCCCACCAACAGAACUUUUGACAGAAUUCUCCCGCGGAUACUAUUUGGCAAUCUUUUCAUCUUUCAGCUCCCUUUAAAACUUCCCCCAACUCCGUCAUAUCUCCACCAAACUCUCAUUCCCAGUCUUUCAAUUUCUGUAACAUGGUGGUGGUAUCCAUGGAUCAAAGCUCAAAAACUCGCCAGAUCCCAGUUAUUGACCUCUCCCUUGAUCGGCCACUCAUCUCACAGCACAUAGUGAAGAUCUGUGAAGAAUUUGGAUUCUUCAAGGUAAUAAACCACAGAGUGCCACCCAGAGUUUCAGCACAGUUGGAGGCAGCAGGGGGGGAUUUCUUCAAUUUACCAGCUGCAGAGAAGCAGCAGGCUGGUCCACCAAAUCCACUAGGCUAUGGUUGUCGAACCAUUGGGCUUAAUGGAGACAUUGGUGAGAUUGAGUACCUCCUGCUACCAGUUGAUACAUCUAGCGUUUCCCAGACAGCAAGGAUUGUUUGCAAGAAAGAUCCAAACAAGUUCAGCUGCGUGGUGAAAGAGUAUUUGGAGGCAAUGAAGAAAUUAGCUGGUGAGAUCCUGGAGCUGAUAGAGGAAGGAUUAGGGCUGGGGGGCAGUGGAGUGCUUUGCAAGCUUAUAAAGGGAAGUGGGAGUGAUUCUCUUUUAAGGCUAAACCACUACCCCUCAAACAGCAACAGCAACAGCAACAAAAAAGACAAAGAUAUAAAAAGCAGGACGGGGAGCAAAAGAAAGGGCAGGGAAAGCAGCAGGAUUGGGUUUGGGGAGCAUACGGACCCUCAGAUCCUGACAUUGCUUAGAUCCAAUGGCAUUGGUGGUCUUCAAAUACUGGCACCGGUGUCAGGGGGCUUGGGCGGUGGAAAGACGUGGGUUGCAGUCCCACCAGACCCCACUGCAGUGUUCAUCAACGUUGGAGAUGCUCUCCAGGCUAUGACAAACGGAAGGUUGGUGAGCGUGAGACACAGAGCAAUGACAAACUCCUAUAAGUCAAGGAUGUCCAUUAUCUAUUUUGCUGCACCCGAACUUCAUACAUGGAUCACUCCUCUUCCAGAUAUGAUCACAGCAGACAAUCCUCGCCGCUACAAAUCAUUCACCUGGGCUGAAUACAAGAAGGCCAUGUAUUCACUGAAGCUUGGACAGAAUCGCCUUGACCGUUUUAAAAUAGAUACAAGAGAAGGUGAUGCUCAAGUAUUUAAUCAUAACAGUUUGCAAGGAUUUGAUGAGUGAAGGUGUCAGGUUAUAGUUUUUCCUGAGUGAAGCAUCCAAAGUUUUGUUAUAGUUUGGGAGCGGUGAUGUAGUGCGGGUGCCGGACUGCUUGUUGUAAGAAAUUAACGGAACAGUUGAAUAAUGCUGCAAGAAUGUUUUUGGGUGUAAUAUUCAUGCUUUUACCAUAACUUUAAAAGAAUAGAGAUAAUACCCACUUGAUUUUACAAAUGCCACUAAAAAGUUCCCAGAAAAAUCAGUUCUCAAAAUAAGCAAUGAAACAAAUUUAAGAAAAUAAAGGGCACAAAAGCAAAACAUGCACUAGAAGAUCCAGUCAUGCAAAUCCACAUUCCCUCCAACUCCAAGCUCCAAUGAAAAUAGAGCAGAUGAAGAGACCGGAGCAUUGGAGGUGACUUGAGAAUUCAACCAAAGUUCUGCUUAUAGUUGUGGAAAAAUGCAUGCUUAAAAAUGCCCUCAAAUAAAGGCCACCACCCAAAAGAAUUUGCAGUGUGAGUUAAGGAGGUCUCAACCAUAACAGAAUAUUGCAUUUGGACUUAAAGAGGCAGGAUAAACUGUAAAUUCAUCCUAAAGAGCUAGCUCAAACGUUUUCAUUAUUUCAUUUUAAUAUCGCCUCAAGCUUCAAUAAAAACACAUUAAGCAUGAAAGAAUGAAGAAUUUUCAAAUUAACAUGAAAGAACUAGGGAAAAUAAUUCCUUAUACAAGAUUAAACUCAUAUACAUUUCAGAGGCUAAUCCACUUCAAAAACAAAAGAACUGCACAAAAUCUCUUUUCAGCCCUAAAGAACAGAGCACUGCAUGCACAAGAACCUUCCCAGC